CUCUCUCUCUCUCUCAUAAUCUAUUUUCCUUCCAAUUGUUGUGUGAUUAGUAUGUGGCUGAUUGCAGCAGCAGCACUAGUUGUGGUGAGCAUUACACAUUGGGUGUACAGGUGGCGAAAUCCUAGGUGUAAUGGAAAUCUGCCCCCUGGUUCAAUGGGGUGGCCAUUACUCGGUGAGACCAUACAGUUUUUCGCCCCUAACCCAACUUGGGAUACGCCUCCCUUUGUUAAAGAGAGAAUGAAAAGAUACGGGGCGAUAUUCAAAACUAAUCUUGUUGGGCGGCCAGUCAUAGUCUCAACUGAUUCAGAUCUUAAUUAUAUGAUCUUCCAACAAGAGGGUCAACUGUUUCAAAGCUGGUAUCCAGAUAGCUUUACGGAAGUGUUUGGAAGACAAAAUGUAGGGUCUUUGCAUGGCUACAUGUACAAGUAUCUCAAGAACAUGGUGCUCUACUUAUUUGGUCCAGAAAGCCUUAAGAAGAUGCUUCAUGAAGUCGAACACGUAGCAACAACAAACUUACACAAAUGGGCUGCCAAGGAAUCAGUGGACUUGAAGGAAGCAACUGCAAACAUGAUAUUUGAUCUAACCGCUAAAAAGUUGAUAAGUUAUGAUCCAGAAAAGUCAUCUGAGAACCUAAGGGAAAGUUUUGUAGCUUUUAUACAGGGAUUAAUCUCCUUCCCUUUGGACAUUCCUGGAACAGCUUACCACAAGUGUCUACAGGGAAGAAAGAAAGCGAUGACAGUGCUCAAGAACAUGUUAGAAGAAAGACGAGCGAAUCCUAGGAAACUCAAAACUGAUUUCUUUGACUAUGUACUUGAAGAACUCGAUCGAGGUGAUUCCAUCCUUACAGAAGCAAUUGCCCUAGACUUGAUGUUUGUACUUCUGUUUGCAAGCUUUGAAACAACUUCACUAGCUAUAACAGUAGCUGUCAAGCUUCUCAGAGACAACCCUCGGGUAUUGCAAGAACUAACGGAAGAGCAUGAGAAUAUCCUUAGAAACAGAGAGAAUACAGAGUCUGGACUUACAUGGAAAGAAUACAAGUCAAUGACAUUCACGUUUCAGCUUAUUAAUGAAACAGUCCGUUUGGCUAACAUAGUUCCAGGAGUGUUCAGAAAGGCACUAAAAGAUAUCAAGUUCAAAGACUAUACGAUUCCAGCCGGUUGGGCGGUAAUGGUAUGCCCCCCGGCCGUUCACUUAAAUCCUGCCAAUUAUAAGGAUCCACUAGAGUUCAAUCCAUGGAGAUGGAAGAGGAUGGAUCAGAAAGGUGCAUCAAAGAACUUUAUGGCCUUUGGUGGUGGCAUGAGGUUUUGUGUUGGAACAGAUUUCACUAAAGUCCAGAUGGCAGUGUUUCUGCACUGUUUGGUCACUAAAUACAGAUGGAAAACAGUGAGAGGAGGAGAAAUCGUACGAACACCAGGUUUACAGUUUCCAAAUGGCUUUCAAGUUCAGAUGAUCGCCAAAGACAAACAGAAUCAAGAUCCAACAUCAGAAUGUGAUCAGGGGAGUAGAGACUUUUAAAACAGAAUGAGGUUGCAGAAAAGCUUACAGCAGACGGUAGGCUCCUAUUGUGUAGAAAAUUUGGGAAAAGAAUCACAAAGUUCCUGAAUAGUUUUGGUCAGGAUCAUGUAAAGCUAGAUGCUGUUAAAGUGUUUUGGUAUUAGAAAAUGCAUGUUUACAGAAAGAAAAAAAAUGAGAAAUGUGUGAUGUUCUAUAUGACGGACGACACAUUCCUAAUA
Helianthus annuus (common sunflower) is the source of this 1733-nucleotide messenger RNA. RefSeq names its product cytochrome P450 87A3. The record is from RefSeq and is a predicted model, not a curated record. NCBI's taxonomy places the organism in Eukaryota, Viridiplantae, Streptophyta, Magnoliopsida, Asterales, Asteraceae. Bases 52 to 1515 code for a protein of 487 amino acids. Gene Ontology annotation, molecular function: heme binding; iron ion binding; monooxygenase activity. Gene Ontology annotation, biological process: sterol metabolic process. The transcript is spliced from 9 exons.